Molecule: messenger RNA, 792 nt
Organism: Aspergillus candidus
Lineage: Eukaryota; Fungi; Ascomycota; Eurotiomycetes; Eurotiales; Aspergillaceae
Product: cell wall mannoprotein 1 family protein
Exons: 2
Coding region: 106-621 (171 amino acids)
Cellular component (GO): extracellular region
Source: RefSeq, a predicted model, not a curated record
CCUGAUUCUGUCAAGGCCAUACAAAAGCCCGCUGUCGGUCGCUCGUCUCAGCGGGCAAGCUACUUGACGCAUCGUGACGUGGGCUAGCAUCUUACCACAUGGAUCAUGCGCGUUCUCGGCUUGAUUACGCUCUUUCUGAUCACCGUGUAUGCUGGGACAUACACAGUAGACCACGGAUUCUCCGACGUCCAGACUCUAACCGACCACGUCCGCGAUGUGAACUCCAAACUUGAUAGAUUCAAUGGCGGUCUCCUACAAGGACUGGAUCUGGUGAACACCAUACACAAGGCGCAUAAUCACGCUUCAACUACCCGCAGAAGCAUCAAAGCUCUGGGCAACUUCACCGCCGACGACAGCGAUAGAGGAUUUCCCCAUGUCCAAGAUCUAAUUCAAAUGAUGGCGGUAACAUUUGAAACGAGUCAGGCCAAGAGGGAGGUUACCCACAAGGGAGCGUUUUCCUACAUCGCGCAGGGCAUGGCGUUGAGCAUGUACCAGGAGAAGAAUCGACUUGAGGAGGUUCUGAGGAGCAAGGCGCCCGAUGAGUACUACCAGAAGUGCGCGUCUGACUUGGAAAAGUUGGACAACGCAUGGCAGGAAUACUUUCAAGACUUAGGAGACUAAGCAGAGACUGGGCUGAACAAAACACGGCUACGCUCAGUAUUUUGUGCAAAUGAUAGCGUUUGGAUUAAUCGGAGCUAAAAUGAUGAGGUUUGGGAUGUAAUGUGCUCUGUCUGUAACAUCCCUCGCAUAGUGAGACGCAUGAGACCAGUGAUAUGCCGCAAUGCAUUAGAG